UCCUGCAAGAUGAUGAGUUCUAAUCAGGAGGAGGUCACUUUGGGCGCUUUUCUCCAGUAUAUUGAAGAUAUGGGGAUGAAGGCCUAUGAUGGCUUGGUUAUACAGAAUGCAUCAGACAUUGCUCGAGAGAAUGAUCGCAUGAGGAAUGAAACAAACCUGGCUUACUUGAAAGAAAAGAGUGAAAAACGCCGAAAACAAGAAGAAGCAAUAAAACGCAUAGGUGGAGAAGUAGCAAGAGGAAAUGAAGGCAGCUACGUGGGGAAACAUUUCCGCAUGGGAUUUAUGACAAUGCCUGCUCCUCAGGACAGACUGCCACACCCCUGCUCCAGUGGCUUCACUGUCAGAUCCCAGUCUCUUCAUUCAGUUGGAGGAACAGAUGAUGAGAGCAGCAGCUCUCGAAAGCAGCCACCUCCAAAACCGAAGCGAGACCCCAACACCAAACUGAGCACCUCGUCUGAAACAGUCAACACUGGAACAACAAGCAAAAGUGGGAAACUACCAGACAGGACUGAAGUGUCAGCCAAACCAAGACCUCACAGUGAUGAGUACACAAAGAAGAUUCCACCUCCUAAGCCGAAACGAAACCCAAACACUCAGCUAAGCACAUCUUUUGAUGAAACUUAUAUCAAAAAGCAUGGCCCUAUGAAGUCAACCCUCACUAGGGAUGCCUCGCUCUCACAGGUCAGCAGUCCUGCUCCAGACACAGAGGAAGAAGAGCCUGUUUAUAUUGAAAUGGUUGGGAAUAUUCUCAGAGACUUCAAAAAAGAUGAGGAUGACCAAAGCGAAGCGGUCUAUGAGGAGAUGAAAUACCCUAUAUUUGAUGAUGUAGGCCAAGAUUCAAAAUGUCAAUGUGAAUAUGACCAUCACACUUGUUCUUCUCAGUGUGCUACUCCCACAGUGCCUGACCUAGAUUUCACCAAGUCUCCAGUGCCAUCUACUCCCAAGGGCUUGCUUUGUGACAUACCCCCACCAUUUCCAAACCUGCUUUCUCACAGACCUCCACUGCUGGUGUUCCCACCAGCACCAGUGCAGUGUUCCCCAAAUUCUGACGAGUCUCCUCUAACUCCACUAGAGGUCACAAAGCUUCCCGUCUUAGAAAAUGUGUCUUACAUCAAACAGCAAGCUGGAGCUUCUCCAUCUUCACUGCCACCUCAUACACCAGGCCAUCAAAAACUGGAGAAAGAGCAGACAGUAUCUCAUGGAACUAGCACCCCUGGGCACACCUCCUCACCUCCUCAUCCUUCUACCUUAUACAGAACGCAGUCUCCACAUGGUUAUCCUAAAAGUCACUCUGCCUCACCUUCUCCUGUCAGUAUGGGUAGGUCUCUUACCCCCUUAAGCCUCAAAAGACCUCCACCUUAUGACUCUGUACAUUCAGGAAGUCUCUCAAGAAGCUCUCCAUCAGUGCCUCAUUCUACAGCCAGAAACACAUUGCAAGAAGGAGGAAAGAUGGUCAGUGUCUCAGUCAGCACCUAUGGGUCAUCAUCUCAGAGCAGUUCCCGUUCUCGGACACCCACCAGUCCUCUGGAGGAACUAACCAGCCUCUUCACCUCAGGACGAAGUCUCCUGAGGAAGUCCUCCAGUGGCAGAAGAUCUAAGGAACCUGCAGAAAAACCACUAGAUGAGCUGAAGAUCAGAAGUCACAGCACUGAACCACUACCAAAGCUGGAAAACAAAGAGAGAGGACACCAUGGGACAGCUUCCUCUAGGGAGCCAGGGAAAGCUCAGGAAUGGGAUGGAACGCCAGGCCCCCCUGUGGUGUCCAGCAGGCUGGGGAGAUCCUCUGUCAGCCCAACCAUGCUGGCUGGAGGCAACAGCUCAGAGUCUAAAUCAAGUUGCCGGUUGGGCCGGUCCGCGUCCACGUCAGGAGUGCCUCCUCCGUCUGUGGCGCCGCUCAGGCAGCCCAGCGACCUCCAGCCGAGCCAGGUGACUUGCAUGCAGUGGUUGCAAGGGGACCAUACGAUGCUGGACAUGAUUGAAAAAAAGCGCUGCCUCUGCAAAGAGAUCAAAGCUCGACAGAAAUCAGAGAAAGGACUCUGCAAACAGGACAGCAUGCCUAUUUUGCCAAGUUGGAAAAAGAAUGCCGGGACCAAGAAAUACAGCCCUCCUCCUUAUUCCAAACAACAGACUGUUUUCUGGGACACUGCAAUUUGA
This is a messenger RNA of Cinclus cinclus, 2154 nucleotides long. RefSeq names its product neuronal tyrosine-phosphorylated phosphoinositide-3-kinase adaptor 2 (gene NYAP2). NCBI's taxonomy places the organism in Eukaryota, Metazoa, Chordata, Aves, Passeriformes, Cinclidae. Bases 10 to 2154 code for a protein of 714 amino acids. The record is from RefSeq and is a predicted model, not a curated record. Gene Ontology annotation, biological process: phosphatidylinositol 3-kinase/protein kinase B signal transduction; neuron projection morphogenesis. The transcript has 6 exons.